Messenger RNA from Dicrocoelium dendriticum, 2391 nucleotides. The record is from the annotation of a GenBank genome assembly. NCBI's taxonomy places the organism in Eukaryota, Metazoa, Platyhelminthes, Trematoda, Plagiorchiida, Dicrocoeliidae.
AUGCUUCCAAGGGAUAAAUUAUCUCUGGAACAAGACGUGCCGGAACUAACAGCCAGCUUUCAAAGAAGCGCAUGUGAAAUUCUACAGCCCGGUCCCACUGCACUACACGAUCAGACACCGGAGUGCCAUCCCGUACAUGCCACGGGUCCGGCUGUUCGGGUACAGGGCACUUCGUCAUUCCAUCCAGACUGGUUGCGACUUAUGUUUCGGUUGCCAAAGAAUGACAUUGGACAUUUCAAUACAUUACCCUUCCAGCGACUACACCCGUCCCACCUUGCUUUGCACACUAAUGAACACCUGGUGGGUCGACAGGACCCACGGCAGGAUAUUGACUGGCCUUGCAACGCGUUCCCCGAAUCUGAUACCCAUGUCCAAUUGCUGAACUCUAGAAGCUCGUCGAUUCGCCAGCUGUACAACCUCUUCACUGCAGCCCAGGAAUUAUUCUCGUCCAGAAUGGCCAACACGUUUGGUACCGCGCAAUCAUCAACAGUAAAUUUACAGAGACCUGUUUUGUUGUCGCAGCCCACAGGUACAGUGAGGUAUCAACGAACCUCGACUCCGGUGACAAAUGGAUCAGUGUUGCCGAAGAGCCCCAUACACUCAAGAGCUCUGGAAAGUCAAAAUGUGGUCGGGAGCAAUGCUGAAUUUGUCUCCUCGAGCGAGACAACUGCAGCAGUGUUCGAAGGAAGCGUCAGUCCAGGGGCUACCGGUGGGGCGCGCAAAUCGAACAAACCAAAGAAUUGUAUCCCUCUGUUGCAGACUCUCAAGAGGGAAGCUGGAAAAUACUAUUCUGAGGAUUGCACAAAGAUUACUAACGGGCACAAGAGAAAGUGGGGUCUAAACAUCAAACCGGCAAGUGAUCGUGUAGAGGAAAUGGCUGGAUGGAGCGCCGACAAAAGGCUUCCUGAGGGAGGUAUCUGUUAUCCUGUAUCACGGUUACUGGAAGAAUACCCAUCUACUACUACUCCUGUUCCGGAUCCGAUUGAUCUGCGUACCGGACGAUCUUUCUCAGCAGGUGUUGCAGAACAACCCAAUGCUUACCUGUCACCAAGAAGAGACAGGCUGUCGCAAAAACGUUUCGACCUUCUCACUAGGCCUUCCGGAUGGUUCCCAGACAAGUUCGUGAGACGAUGCGUUUUACCAACAACUUCGAUAUCUGUUAGCACUUCGCAUAUGAUGCAUCACGGGGCGAUUUCACCUGAGAAGCCCGCAGUGAUUGAAAAUACAAACACGUUACUCAGUACGGAUGUCGUCACUGGGGUCACUGAAGUUACCGACAGUCGUGGGCCGUCUCCCGAAGAGGACACAUCUGCCUUUCACACCUCGGCGAACACAAAACGAAGGAGGCGCCACAGAGACAAAUCAAGUAACCAACAUCCGAACCGCGACUCAGAUGACAAUGAGAACAGCCCCCGAAAGCUGCGGUCGUCUUCAUGGAUAUAUUCGAUCGCACGACUUAAGGGCUGCGAUAUCGAUGAAAACACAGUUGGCGAAAAAGCCUUCCCGGAAGUUCCAGAGAUAAGUUAUCCACAUCAUCCCCCAGCUUCGCUACACGACACAGAAGCAUGUGAAUCGGAGUGCAGGGUUAUGUCUCUCCCAGCUGACCGAUCAGCAACUGACGGCAAGUAUGUCCAGUCCAGUCUGCAUAGCGUAAUGAACAAGCGCAACAGAACAACUUUCUCGGACAAACAAGUAUGGUUCAGUAACAGGCGAGCGAGGUGGCGCAAACAGUUCCACAUCGUUCAAGAUAACGAAAGUCCCGGAUGUUCUUCUGGUUGUACUUCGGUACUCUGUCGCUCAGAUGACGUCUUGUCAGACCCACUCAGAAAGCAGUCAAAGAUGCCGACCGUGACAACAGCGUGUCAGUCUGUGCAGGAUGAACGGCUGCCUACAUAUGAUUCUCAGUGGUCACUGGUGGUUCCAAAUUUGCCUUCGUACGACUUGCUCAGUCGCAGCUGUACUGCACAAGUGCCUCCGUCUUUCUCUGGGUACCUUCUGGGCCGAUCCGAGGAGGUGGGGUUUCAAAGACCUGGCUGCGAUGAUCUUAGUCAUUCGGCAUUACGGAAAGAUGAAGCGUACUUCCUGGCACCUGGCAGCCGUUGCGCAUCCUACUCACGAGGGCAAAAAGCUAAUUUGGAGCCUUUUGGACUACAUCAUCCACUUCGAUUCGCCUCCAGCACGACUCCCAUCCCCGAUGAAUCCAGUCUGCCUCCUCAUUACCCGCCACAAGAAGGUACUAGCGCAAGCGAUAACUUGGAUUUGUCGUUUCUGCACUCCCAUAGCAAGUUCCCACUGCUCACCCGUCCGAUCAGUGGAGACCGUUUCCGAACACAGGCAGAAAGGUACGCUGUUACCUGGGCACUUGGUUACCGCGCAGGAAAUGCUUUCUAA